UCUCCGCGCCUGCUGCAGCUCUCAGCUCGGUGCUCUCCUUCCUGGCACAGCAUCACAUUUGUUCACCACAUACUGAGCAAAUCCGCGUUUUCUUUGAGAGUUUAUGUCUCUGUCUGACCGGCCGCUUCUCGUCGCGCCCGGACAUUGUGGUUGAGUCAUCAAACACAGCGUUGAAGCGCUUAUGGUCGGAAUCUGCUUUGCCUGACCACCACAUCUGGAUUGCCUUCUACGUUCGGUUGCCAUGAUGCUUGGGUUGCAGGGAAAUGCAUCAUCCUCUAAAGUGUAUCGUUGUGUGGCCUGUUCAGCCACCUUUACUGGACUGGCGUCGUUGCUUGUACAUCAGGCAUCCCAUGCUAGUGCUCUCGCCAAGGUUCCUGCCCUGCCUCCACAAUCUAAUAUCAGGCCACAUGAAACACUAUCUGCAAGUCUAGACCUAUCCAGUGAACACCGCAGUCCACAAACAGUCUUACCCGAGAGUCCUUCACCUUCUUUUUACAUUUGUGAUUGUGGAGAGGAGUUUCAGGACUUCAAUCUUAUGCUGGAGCACAAGCGUUCACAUGUCUCUCAAAUACAGCUCCUACAGUCCAUGGGUGAUAAUAUGGUCUCUAGUAGAACAGGCAUUGAAAAAAUGUUUCCCACACAGCAUUUACCUUUAACCCCUGCUGUAAACCAGCCACCUCUGGUACUUAGCUGCCCCUCUACCUCGAAGUCCCUAGCUGUGGAGUUGCCUACACUAACAGACCAUAAAGCAGAUGUAAGCCUUGGAGAUGGCACUGCCAUAUUAACCACUCCUCAAGACCUGUGCAAGCCAUCUCAAGAUGACGGAGAAAACCAUGACAAUAUGUCGGCCACAGCAGAGCAAAUAACACAGAGGGAGGAGGAAAUUAACUCCCAGGACAUAUCAGAGUCUAUUCUCAACAAUGAAAAAGGUGAGAGUUUUCCCAAAAAUAAUUCCAUAAUGAAGUUGCUAGCAUCAGCAUAUAUGAAGCGCUUUGUACCUCGUCCAACUCAAAUCAAUCCAAAUCAAAAUAAUAGCACGGUAACCCCCAAACAAGAGGUUUGCCCUGUUGACAUCACACCAGGAGCAAAACCACAGAUGCCUGCAGUUAAGGAUCUCUCUAUUACACAGUUGAGGCGACUGCUUGUAAAACCUGGUAUAAAGACAAAAGCUCCGCCCAUUGGCCGGAUCCUUGAGUCUAGUAAGAAGAAGAUUGUUUCUCUGACCAAGACUUUUUCACCUGUUGUUGUUCUUGAAACUCGUCAAAAGCUUAUGGAUCCUAUAGGCAAUGGUACAUAUGGGAGUUAUCAAUGUGGCCGCUGUCGUAGGGUCUUUCAAAGCUUAGACAGACUGACAGAGCAUCAUUUGUUGCACAAAAAAGAAAGGAUUAAAUGUUGCCGUCGCUGCAAACAGCUGAUCAUUGGGCGGCUGCCUUUACCUGACAAUCAUGUAUGCCCUCAGUUAGCAAACAGGGCCAAACAGUCGUCGAGUUCUUUAAGGAGCAAUUUACCAUUUUCCCAAAAAGUUAUGCCAUUCCACAGUUACGGCAAUACAAAAAAAAUAUUUUUUUGUCCACUGUGCAAGCACAGCUAUGCACGAAGGUGGAACCUCAAGACCCACAAGUGCCAGGGACCAAGGUCAGCCUUCCCUCUGCAAGACAGUCGCCCUGUACAGAAAAUGUUUGCAUUAAAAUCAAACAGUAAUGGCCAAACAAAUGCAAAAUAUAGAGAUGAAUCCCAAAGUGCCAAGAAUAUUGCUGUUAACACUGAACUCACUAGUCUUAUAAAGGUGGAGGCAACCUCUCUCACUUCAGAGCAGUCUGCAGUAUCACAGUUGUCAUGGACUAAUUCAGCAAAAAACUUUUUGCCGUUCUACCCCAAAUCUUCAUCUGUGGCGCAGGAUAAAGAUGCCUCUCCAAGUAGGAUUUCUCACCAGCAGGGAGACGAAAACAGCUGGAAUGCAGCAGCAGAAAAUCAUGACAGUAGUGAAGGAAAAUGGGUAAUGCCCUUGGAUGAUCAAAUGGAUAUGCAGAGCUCUGCAGAGAAUGCAGAUGAUGACGUUGACAUCAAUGAUGGCGGUGGUGAAGUGGCAAAGUCUGUUGACCAUGAAGAGACAACACCCCCUGGCCUGCACUAUUACGUCAGAGACGGGGUCAAAAGGUACCCAUGCAACCGAUGUCAGAAAACCUACAGUCGGCCAUGUACUUUGAGGAGGCAUCUACGGUUGUGCGGGUUCAGGCCACGUGGACUUUCAGCUUUAACACAAGGCCAAGAUGCCAGUCCACUAAAUGCAAACAACGUGAAACCAAUGUUUGCUUGUUUUGUCUGUGGGAAACAGUUCAACCGUAAAGAUAACAUGAUGACUCACAGAAAGAGGUGUCAGUUGCAGCGAACAAUGUCAGAUGUAGAUGGAGGAAUGGUGCAGCAGAGUUUGCCAGGGAGUGCAGCAGACUGUCCAACCCAGGAAGAUGAAGGAAGCAACUGGGGCAUCAUGUCACUUCCCUCUGUACUUCCAAGAAGAGUGACGUGUGAGUGUGGAGUUGGAUUUACAUCUCCAAGGCUUCUCCUGGAGCACCUACAGAAGCACGCGCAGGAAUCAUACACGUGUCCAACCUGUGGAGAAACUGUCAGCUCCUGGGCUGACUAUGAAGUUCACCUGCAGAUCCACAUGCAUCCAAAUCACUUGCUGCUGAAGGGAAUGCAACCACAACGAUCUCAACCUUUGUUACUACGAUUUCAACAGCAGCCAUCUCCGCCGCAGCCUCCCACAGACGUCCAUCAACUUCCACAGAAGCAGCCGCAUCCAGAGAAGAUAAUAAGUCCCAUUAAAAAGCAACAGCGGAUUGUAUGCACGCGAUGCGGUAACUCUUUUGCCACACGCUGUUCCCUUCGGAAGCACAUUUCAUGGAAUCGAUGCAAAGGUGGACGUGUUGUAACCCCACCCACAAACCUACCAAAAACCUACCACUGUUCACACUGCAACUCUGACUUCCCAAACACUAUCAGUCUUCUGUUUCAUCAGAGGAGUGGGGCUUGCAAGCCCACCAUCAAGCCUGCACGCUGCCCCGUUUGCCUCCGCUGGUUUGGCACUAUGGUGGGUUUGCAGAAACAUCUGCUCAGUCACAAACAGUCAGAAUCAUAUCGUUGUGAUGCCUGUCAGGGUACAUACUCAAACCUUAAAUCCCUCCAAAACCACAGGAGGAGGAUUCAUCGCAUUUUAGUAGGGGGCUCUAAGCCAGUAACGCAAGAACCACUCACUUCUUAAUGCCACUGAAAAAGUUCUUAACAUGAAAGCGUGCUCUGAGAAAAGAGCACUUGUUUUUAUGACAGCCUGUUUCUUCCAUAUUUGCCAGUAGUAACUUUUUAUUCUGACAGUUGUUGUACAGCUACGCAGGUUGAUGUUUGUCAUAGUAGCUUGCUAUUGUAAAAACAACAGCUUUGUUAUACUGCAUAUUUUAUGACAUUAAUCCCUAUGUUCGAUACCCUCAUCAUCAUGUAAAUCAGGGGUUGCCAACCCUGGUCCUCAAGACCCACAGUCCUGCUGGUUUUCCAACUCUCCCAGCUCUAGAGGACCAGGGUUGGCCACCCCUUAUGUAAAUGUUUGUAUUUGGGAAUCAGACUCAAAGAGGGUGUGAUGUAGCUUGUUGUUGUCACUGGUAUUAAUAAAAAUAUCAGAAUGUAAA
Betta splendens (Siamese fighting fish) is the source of this 3680-nucleotide messenger RNA. RefSeq names its product zinc finger protein Xfin. The record is from RefSeq and is a predicted model, not a curated record. The transcript is spliced from 2 exons. NCBI's taxonomy places the organism in Eukaryota, Metazoa, Chordata, Actinopteri, Anabantiformes, Osphronemidae. The coding region runs from base 242 to 3262 and encodes 1006 amino acids.